AUGAUACAAGGUCUUAUAGAUAAAAAAUAUACAAAAUGUCCAUUUACAGCAGAAGAAGAUGCUAAACUUGCUGCAUUGGUUGCCAAUUUCAGCCAAAAAGAUAUCAAUUGGAAUGAGAUUUCGAAUCAAAUGGUGAAUAGAAACCCAAGACAGUGUAAAGACAGAUGGGAAGGAUAUCUUGAUUCAUCUAUAAAUAGAUCGGAAUUCUCAUGUGAAGAAAAUUACUUUAUCCUCAAAAAAGUUGAAGAGAUUGGGAAAAAAUGGAAAAUAAUUUCUUCUUUGAUGAAGCAUAGAACAGAUGUGGCAGUAAAAUCGCAGUAUCGAAAGCUUCUAAGGCAUAAUGUAUCAAUAGAAAACGUUUUCAGAAUUAAUCCAGAAAGUUACAUGAUAAAGAUCAAAACACCAUCAAAAGUUGAAAGGGUUAUCAAGCCUUUAUUAAAAGAAGAUGAUAUUAAUAAGGUUCCAUACGAUUCGAAAUUUUUGAAUGAAUGUUUUGAUCAAUUCUUCGCCAUGGAAAAUGAAAUUCUUGAGCCAUGUGUUAAAUGA
Molecule: messenger RNA, 546 nt
Organism: Trichomonas vaginalis G3
Lineage: Eukaryota; Parabasalia; Trichomonadida; Trichomonadidae
Product: RNA polymerase II transcription regulator recruiting protein
Exons: 1
Coding region: 1-546 (181 amino acids)
Biological process (GO): regulation of DNA-templated transcription
Cellular component (GO): nucleus
Molecular function (GO): DNA-binding transcription factor activity, RNA polymerase II-specific; RNA polymerase II cis-regulatory region sequence-specific DNA binding
Source: RefSeq, a predicted model, not a curated record